Messenger RNA from Symbiodinium sp. CCMP2592, 924 nucleotides. NCBI's taxonomy places the organism in Eukaryota, Dinophyceae, Suessiales, Symbiodiniaceae. The record is from the annotation of a GenBank genome assembly.
AUGGCGACACUGCGACGCCGGGCCUGGAGGUGCGCCGCCCUGUUACUCUGCGGUUUGGCCAUCAACUGGCGCCUGCCCCGGGCAGAAGUGGCAGUCAAGGAAGGAGCCACCACCGUCGCAGCAGGUGCUUCUGGGACUUGUUCGGAAGCCUUGACCGCAGGGCAGAACCGGUUUGACGACGCUUUGCGGGUUUGGACAGAGACGUCGGCCGCGGGCCGCGGGAUACCAGGCUUCGGCAUUGCAGCGGACAGUGCUGAGCAGGCAUCGCUGGCCGCCUUCGAUGGAGCAGCUGGCCAGCAGGGCUCCUGCGAUGCCCAGAGAAAGGCUUUGAAGGAUCGAAUCAGAAAAGAUGUGCUCCUGAUUUUUGCCCAGCAGCGUGUCAUUGCUGAGCGGCAGGCACAGGCUGACCUCAUCAGGAAGCUCAUGAACAAGAUGACUCAGCGUGGCGGCCCUCUGCGAAUCCAGGAGAAGAUCGAAAUCCUAGAGGAGACGGUAGAGGCUUACAAGGCCUCUGUUCGAAAGCUGCAGCCAGUCUGGGCAGAAGGCAUGGUCGACUCCGAAGAGGGUGCGACGGAGCGUCGCCUUGGGGAGCUACAGUUCUCCGUAGAGGAGAGCGAGGAAGGAUUGACUUUGCAAAAGAAGUGGGAAGAUCGGCGCAUGAGAGACUUGAUGAGCAAGCGUGCUUAUGGUAUGUCAGUGUCCUUCGAUCCAGCCUUGCGAGUUCUUCUACGCCCAGAAGGAUUGGGAAACUUGCAGGUCUUCUCCGAGGGGCCUUUGGGUCCUCCGAGCCACCCCGCCAACGUGAACUUCGGCGUCAUUAACGAUGCCUCGAUGCCAGACGUCUACCGAGAGCAUCCCGUUCCACCUUUCUUGGCUGUGCAGCCGGCGGUGAACGUGAAUCUGAAUCUUGGCUCUGGCUCUUGA